Melozone crissalis (California towhee) is the source of this 1242-nucleotide messenger RNA. RefSeq names its product interleukin 1 receptor type 2 (gene IL1R2). Gene Ontology annotation, molecular function: interleukin-1, type II, blocking receptor activity; interleukin-1 binding. The record is from RefSeq and is a predicted model, not a curated record. The coding region runs from base 1 to 1242 and encodes 413 amino acids. The transcript has 9 exons. Lineage: Eukaryota; Metazoa; Chordata; Aves; Passeriformes; Passerellidae.
AUGGCUGAAAGACUACAGAAACACAGAUUUCAAAACAUUUUCCUUCCACCCUCUUCUUCUGAUUUCUUGUGGAAAAAAAUGCAUGGGCUGUUCUUUGUCCUGGUGAUGUGCACAGUAGGUGCAUCUGCUUUCAGACUCCAGCAAGUCAAGAACACAGAAAACUGCCCAGAUCACACCGUGUUUUUCAAACACUACUAUGAACUGCAUGGAGAACCUGUGGUUCUGAAAUGCCCUUCCCCCAGAUACAAACAUUUGGAUUUCUCUGCCUUGACCCCUAAUAUCACAUGGUAUAAAAAUGGUUCGAACACCAUGAUAUCAGAAAGAGAUGAAGAUUCAAGAAUCUGGGCAAAAGGAAAUGCACUCUGGUUUUUACCAGUGAGGCUAGAAGACUCAGGAGUAUAUAUCUGCACAAGAAGGAACAACUCCUACUGUGCUGAGGUCUCCAUCCACCUUACAGUUGUGGAGAAAACAGCUGCUUGGGAGAUUGCCUAUCCCCAGGUCCUCUUCACUUUCACCACUGGAAAGAUUGUUUGUCCUGAUCUGUGGGAUUUUACACCAAAUAGGACAAGCCUGGAGCUCAAGUGGUACAAGGAUGCUCAGCCUUUGGAAGAGGACAAUGAAAGAUUCAUCAUUCUGAAUGGUUCAGCAUCUCUGAUCAUGACAUCUGUGCUACCAACAGACACGGGGUAUUAUACCUGCCAGAUGUCAUUUCCAUUUGAAGGUGUGAUGUAUGAAAUCACCAGGACAAUUCAACUAGAGACUGUUGAACAAGAGAAGAGAAUUACCCCGAUAAUUGUGUAUCCAGCCCAAAAGACAACAUCAGCUGCUCUUGGCUCCAAGAUGACUCUGCCAUGCAAAGUGUUUGUUGGGCUGAGCAGCCAUUUCCAAACUGAUGUGGAAUGGCUGGCAAAUGACAGCAGUGUUGACGUGGUUUACAAACAAAGCAGAGUUACAGAGGGGGAACGACAAGAAAUUGUAGAAAAUGGUGAAAACUUCAUUGAAGUACCACUGAUUUUUGAUUCUGUUGAAGAAGUGGACUUUUACACAGACUUUACCUGUCUGGCCCAGAACAGAUAUGGAUACCAAGAACUGCCAACAAGGGUCAAGCAGGAAGCUGCUGGUCUGUCCUGGUACAUUGCAAUGAUUCCUGUUGCUCUGGCCUGCUUGAUCGUGGGAGGGAUGUGCAUGCACAAGUGCUGGAAGAGUAGAGCUGAUAAAGGAUAUACAAUACCAAAGGUUUAA